GAUUUAUAUCCUAAUGAAGUGUCUAGUAGUCUAUUGUAAAUUUAAACCAAGAGAGUCUAGAUAUUACAGAUAUAAUUCUACAAUUAAAUAUAUUUUUCACACAAUUUAAGACUAGUUGAGCCUUCAGUUCCAGAGUUCCAGUACAUGAGAGAUAAUGGAGAAUUUUGAAUUGAUUGGGCCCCCGGCCCCGGUGAAGAAGAAGUACAUACCCCAGCACGUGAAUGAUGCAAGGCUGGAUGAAAAUAUCCAAACUGUUCUGUCUCCACCCAAUGAGAAGAUUGUGGAUAUUCUAGAGGACGAUAAGUUCCCUAUAGGUGUCAAGGGGAGAGAUAGACGCUUUAAGCCUCAAGAUAAUAUACUGAUCAAGCUCGGAAAUUUCACAAAGUUGAGACGAGGAAGAUCGCCGCCGGACAGUUGGACAGAAGAUGAAGUUCGCAAGUUUUGGUCGUCAAUCUACGGGACACAUAAAGACGAUGACCCAGCUGAGUAUACUGACAUGAUGCGAGCUCAGAAAAGGUUGUCAGCACGGCCCCCGCCAACAACUAUGCCAGGAAUUCAAGUAAGGCUAUCAUCUGAAGUUAUAGACCAAGAAGUUAUAGGAUAUAAAAGACUUGGCAGUCUCCGAAGAGAAAGCAUCUGGUCCAAUAAAGAAAAAUUAAAACACGAAGGUGAAAGGGGGAGUCUCGCUCCUGAUGACAAAACGCUACGACGAUUUUCCACCAGAAGACGAUCUAAGCAACAUAAAGGAAAGAAACACAAAGACAAAUCUGAAAGGAGCCGAACAAGUAGCAUUCAUACAAAAGAUCUGCCGAUAGCGCUGGCACAAGUGUUGCCAACAGUGCCGCCAGCAGACGUGACAAUAACUAAAGUAAAGACGAAGAAGAGUAAAAAAGAUCUGACGGUUGUGCCGGACGCUCCCUUACAGAUCUCAAAAGAACAAAUGGGCAACCGCUUCGUGGCUACCACCAUCAUCCACGGACAACAGAGGGUGGUCAAAUUUAAACAGAACUUGUCCUACCUGUCAGGGAUGGGGUCACAGCUCACCAUCUCAGCCAAGGGGCCCGCAUCGAAAGAGCAGCGAAACCUUGAGUUCAUCAGCGUGGCAUCAAAGAAGUCUAUGUCGAAAGAAACCGCAAUUCAGAGUAAGGCUCAUUCAAGGGUAGACGUCUCCAUAAUGAGAUCGGCAGACAACUUAGAAGCAGACAGACUGUCUCCGGACACAGAUGAGAUUGAUUUAUUGUCUCAAAUUGGUGACAAAGAAACAAUCGAUACGCUUCUUUCGCUCCCACGUGCCAAAAGUAGAAGAAAGUACAAGGACAAGAUAAGCGCUAACAUGGGCUUGGAAGAUUCUGAGAUAGAGGAAAUGAAGAAAAAUUAUCAACCGCCAAAAGCAUUGAACACCAUGGCUGAAUUCCAAAAGAAGUUUAUCAAAGACAUUGCCCCAAUCACCAAACAAGAGAGAGAAGAUCGCAAGCACUCAAUUGAAUUUAAAAAGCCCAGAAAAUUCAAGUUCUCUAUAGAUCUACAUGAUAAAAAGGAGACCGAGUUGAUCAACAAGGAACCAUCCGCUGAGGCUUUACCUAGAUACCGAAAGAGGUCUGGCUAUAAACCAACAGCAGAACAAACUACAGAAAUGUCAACAGAAAAGGAAGAAGAAAUUCAUUUGUCAGGAUCAUCGUCAAGAUUGGAGGAGGAAGUUUUAUUGUCUGCAAAGUCCUCUCAAAAGAUCAUGAAAGCCAAAUCCACUCCAUCUCUUGGUCUGGAUGUAAAGCCAAAGAGCAGAAAUGUAUCAAUUGAAAAAGUUAUAUCUAAAGAAGAAAUGGAUAUUCCACUGUAUGAAGAAAUAAAGGUCACCCUAGACGAAGAAGCUGAGGACAACAAUGAUGCUGAAGGAGAGACAUCACCUGCAUUGCCAUCUCAAGGAGUUUCUCAGACUGACUUAACGGACAAGCAAGUUGACUACUUGAAAGUUGGAGAAACGAAAGAUAAGAGAAUUACUAAGAGAGAUUUAGGGAAAAAAAAUAAAAGGAAAAAAAGCAGGCCAAAGAUGAAAAGCAAGUUCGCGCUCAAAUCACCUCUGAAGGAAAGCCACGUGCUGUCGAAAACCGACCAAUCCUUUCUCAUCCCGAGUCACGAGAAAAGCGCAUUGACCGAGUUGCUAGCAAAAGCUUUGGAGAAGAGAUUAAUUAAAAACAGCGUUUCUAUGGACCGUUUCGAGAAAGAGGCCAUCAUAAGGUCGUAUGAGAAAAGCUUCCUGUGGCAGUGUCGUGGGCUUGAAGAAAAGGAGAAGGCGUCCCUGCUUCACUUCCUGGAAGAUCAGAUUUCGAGCUCUGGUCCCGAUUUGAGAAGCCCCCUAAAAAAUAUCACAGCUGUAGAGUCAUCGUUCGUCACACGCGACGCUUCGACUGAAAAUGUUGUCGAGCCGCGCCCCUACGGGAGUGGCUUGGUGCGGCAAAGUGAUGCGCUUGGAGAAGAGGAGAAAGCCUUCCUGCUUAGCUCCUUGGAAAACCUGAUUUCGAGUUCCGGCUCUGAUGUGAGAAGCACACUAACUGAAGAGUCUUCCCUCUUGACAAGCGAUGUUUCGUCAGAAAGAGAUGUCGAGCCGCGCUCCCAUAAGAAAAGUGAUGGAUUUACAGAAAAGGUGAAGGCAUCUCUGCUUCGCUCCUUGGAAAAUCUUGCUUCGGGCUCUAGCCCCGAUCGGAGAAAGCAACCAACAGCUGAGGAGUCCCAGUUCUUUACAAUCGACGCUUCGUCUGAAAAAGAUAAGGAGCAGGACUUUCUGCUUCGCUCCUUGAAAAACCGUGUUUCGACUUCUGGCCCGGAUGUGAGAAGCCCACUAAAGCAUCCGACACCUGAAGAGUCCCAGCCCUUAACAAGAGUCGCUUCGACUGAAAAAGCUUUUCAGCAGCGCCACUAUCGGCCAAUUACAGAGGAUGAAUUAUUGCAAAAUAUGACAAGAGGUAAAUUGCUGGAGUCUCUGGAGUCCGAACUACGCGUGGAGAGGAGUACGCUAAGUCCAAUACAAUACUCCUUGCCGCCAAUCGUCAGCCAAACUGGCAUGGUGCUGGAGAGGCAGCUGGACCUGGAGAACGAGCAUAUGGACGUAGCUGACCACAGCUUCAUGGAGAAACAUAAACUGGACACGGCAAGGAACGCAGCGUUCCAUGGCCUGAAUCCUGAGUUGAUCAGAAGGAAACUGGAAAAUGACCCGAGGAAGGCCUACUGGGAGCGUCGACUCAAACGUCUGCCUAAGCCGGUGACCAGAAGAAAGACGAAGAUAAAACCGAAAUUUACAGGUUGGGAUUGCGACAAGCCACUUGCCGACCACCUCUGGCGACGUUUGCCACGUGAACAGGACAACGCUUUGCACCUGCUCAGGUUCCUGGAAAGAAGGUCUGACAGUAAGCACGCCUUCCCGGACACGCAAAAUGAGGAAAGAGUUAAAACGCCCAGCACAGAGAGCAGAGACUACAUUCUCCAGUUCGGACUGCAUGAGCUUUUUGAAUUCCUGAUGGUAUGUUUGAUCACAGACAAACCCGACAAGCCGCUGGACUUUCUGAUCGACUUGGCGCACUGCAUCAACGCUGAGCAGAAACACAGGAGGGAGGCGGACUACGUGACGAGAAGAGGCAUGCAGAACUCUGUGGACUCUGACGCUCAUCGUAUGGUGCUGCCCUACAUCCCCUCAGAGCCUUCUUCUUUAUCGUCGAGCUCCCCCAGCAGCACCCCCGCGCCGGAGACGACAUCGUCGUCCACACUCCACCCGAGUCCGGCCAAUGCAGCCUCCUCCCCCUCGAGCUCAUCAUCCAGUCCAUUGUCGCAGUCAUCAUCGUCGUCGUCUUCACACGAGCCUGAGAGCUCCACCCCUGAGUCCCCUUCUUUAUGAUUUCAUAGAGACACGACUUUGACUUUUUAUGCCAAGUGUUACACGCUUCCAUCAUGCAAGGAACAUAUGAAAGUCAGCUUAAAAUUACCUUAGUUGGCCGCAAAGGUAACAGAAAAAUUAAGCCAUGUUCAAGAAAAUGGCCGUAAUGCUAGAUGGUCAUCAUGUUUGGAAGUUUAUCGUAAUAAGUCUGCGGCGUUCUUUUAAGUAACUAUCUCAGCGGUUCUCAUCAUGUGUAUUGCGACCCCCGGUAUAAGGAUAAAAGACUAUUUUCCAGAAAUCACCUGAAAUCGGAAGCUUCUUUUUAUGUGUCUGUUCUAACGUGAAAAAACGUGACAUUUUCUGUCGCUAUUUUUUUUUAUUUCUUAGUAUGAUGGUCAGUCGAUGAUAAAUGUUGAGGAUAGCCGAAUCAGAACGAUUUCUAACAUUUUAAAUGUCGCGACAUAACUAUUUUCAACAGUUUAAAAUACGGUCCAUCAGACGAUGACCGGAUUUAAAGGCUUGAACUGUGGCGUAGCUAGGGUGGUAGUGGGGGGAAUUUGAAAAUCCCUCCAGGCCCCCACUUGAGAAGGGCCCCCCCACUUGAGGAGGGCCCCCACUUGAGGAGGGCCCCCACUUGAGGAGGGCCCCCACAUGAGGAGGGCCACCAAAUUGUUCGAAAUUAUUUUUUUUACGUUAAAUAUUAACCCAUUAUCUGAUGUCAUGAUGUCGAAUGUCAAAAUGCAGGGGCCCCUUAAAGAGGUAAAGCCCCCCACCCCGGCCCCCCAAAUGAUGGCAAAUUCCUAGCUACGCCACUGGGCUUGGGCUUAGCCUGAAAGCAGGGGUCAUCUAUCUGCCUCCACUUCCUGGACAACAUCCACUAGACUGUUAUUACAUCACAAGCGGACAAACCAUAAUUACAUAUUGAGUCAUAAAACUUUGGCAAUGUUUAUUUUCUGACAAUGACAAAGAUAUUACGCGUUUCAGAUUUAUUAUACAUUAUGAUUUUUUUGUUUAUCAUUAGGAUAAAACACAGUUACUUUGGCGUUGGUAUAAUUGGGUUGGCUGCAUAAUUAUGAAUCAUAUUAAUAGGGUCGCGGAACAAAGGUUGAGAACCGCAGGACUAUAGAUAUUUCAUUGGUAUAUGUGAUGCGUUAAACGAAAGAACACUUAUUAACUAUAGUAACAUUCAACCCUCCAAGAAACUAUAAGUAUAUUUUUUGAUCAUCCUGUUUUAUUUUGUAUGCGCAUAGCUGUUAAGUUGUAUUUUUUUUUCUUCUUUAGACAUAUUAUCAAUUUUAAAACUUUUAUUCUUAAAGUGUAUGUCUGCGUGGGCAUGUAAGUAUGUCGGAGUAUACCCAUGUUAAAUAAAUAUAUUUACAAAAAAAAAAGUAUUUUAAAAGCUAGAUAUAAGUUUUGUAUGCACACAGAGGUCCACCUAUUUUAACUAAUAUGCUUCAACUUGAUUUCUACCUUUAACUUACCUACACAUCUGUAUUCUAUAUGCAAACCCUAUUCCACUGAAUAAUAAUGUAUGCCUUUUUUUUUUAUCUAUAAAUUUUAUUGAUGCAUUUAUUGUAGAAAAAAAUUAUGAAAAACAAAACUUUGUUAUAUUUUAUGUUUAUGAUAAUGUUGUUUAUAUCACCAGUGGGACUUUUUUGAUAGUAUGCUUUUACAAUUGACCUAAUAAAGUGAUGUUGACAAAUCGA
Messenger RNA from Biomphalaria glabrata, 5571 nucleotides. RefSeq lists its product as uncharacterized. NCBI's taxonomy places the organism in Eukaryota, Metazoa, Mollusca, Gastropoda, Planorbidae. The coding region runs from base 155 to 3886 and encodes 1243 amino acids. The transcript is spliced from 37 exons. The record is from RefSeq and is a predicted model, not a curated record.